Messenger RNA from Pipistrellus nathusii (Nathusius's pipistrelle), 1623 nucleotides. NCBI's taxonomy places the organism in Eukaryota, Metazoa, Chordata, Mammalia, Chiroptera, Vespertilionidae. The record is from the annotation of a GenBank genome assembly.
AUGGCCUGGGUGCUCAAGAUGGACGAGGUGAUCGAGUCCGGGCUGGUGCACGACUUCGACGCCAGUCUCACGGGCAUCGGGCAGGAGCUGGGCGCCGGCGCUUACAGCAUGAGUGAUGUCUUGGCAUUGCCCAUUUUCAAGCAGGAAGAUUCUAGCCUUCCAUUGGACGAUGAAACUAAAAACCCGCCCUUUCAGUAUGUGAUGUGUGCCGCGACAUCUCCGGCAGUGAAACUGCACGAUGAGACACUCACUUACCUGAACCAAGGUCAGUCUUAUGAAAUUCGGAUGCUGGAUAAUCGGAAAAUGGGAGAUAUGCCUGAGAUCACUGGAAAAUUGGUAAAGAGCAUCAUAAGAGUCGUAUUCCAUGAUAGACGGCUACAGUAUACAGAACAUCAGCAACUCGAAGGUUGGAAGUGGAAUCGCCCAGGAGAUAGACUUCUUGAUUUAGAUAUCCCAAUGUCCGUGGGAAUAAUUGACACAAGGACAAAUCCAAGCCAGUUAAAUGCAGUUGAAUUUCUGUGGGACCCUGCAAAACGCACAUCUGCUUUCAUUCAGGUACACUGCAUCAGCACAGAAUUUACUCCCCGGAAGCAUGGAGGCGAGAAGGGAGUGCCUUUUCGGAUCCAGGUGGACACCUUUAAGCAGAAUGAAAAUGGAGAAUAUACAGAUCAUCUACACUCAGCGAGCUGCCAAAUCAAAGUUUUUAAGCCUAAAGGUGCAGACCGGAAGCAAAAAACUGACCGAGAGAAGAUGGAGAAGAGAACUGCUCACGAAAAAGAAAAGUAUCAGCCAUCCUAUGAUACCACAAUCCUCACAGAGAUGAGGCUUGAGCCUAUAAUUGAAGAUGCAGUUGAACAUGAGCAGAAAAAGUCCAGCAAGCGGACUUUGCCAGCAGACUACGGUGAUUCUCUGGCAAAGCGAGGCAGUUGUUCUCCAUGGCCCGACGCCCCUACAGCCUUUGUGAAUAACAGUCCCUCCACAGCGCCCGCCUUCACCUCCCCACAGCAGAGCACCUGCAGCGUCCCAGACAGCAAUUCUUCUUCCCCAAAUCAUCAGGGAGAUGGAGUUUCACAAACCUCUAGUGAACAACUUCAGCCUUCAGCCACCACCCAGGAAACACAGCAGUGGCUGGUCAAAAACAGAUUUUCUUCCUACACAAGACUGUUUUCCAAUUUUUCAGGUGCCGACUUAUUAAAACUGACAAAGGAAGAUUUAGUACAAAUUUGUGGGGCAGCCGAUGGAAUUCGGCUGUAUAAUUCACUGAAGUCAAGGUCGGUUAGGCCCCGCUUAACCAUCUAUGUCUGUCAGGAGCAGCCGGGCAGCUCACUGCUGCAAGGGCAGCAGCAGGCUGCAGGCAGUGGAGCCGAGAAUGGCAGUGGGACACCCUACGUUUAUCAUGCAAUCUACUUGGAAGAAAUGGUUGCCUCAGAAGUUGCUCGAAAACUUGCGUUGGUGUUUAAUAUUCCGUUCCACCAGAUUAACCAGGUUUACAGACAGGGUCCCACUGGUAUUCACAUUCUUGUUAGUGAUCAGAUGGUUCAGAACUUUCAAGAUGAGAGUUGUUUUUUAUUCUCCACAGUAAAAGUUGAAAAUAGUGGAGGUAUCCACAUAAUUUUGAAGUGA